AUGGCCCUCAGAAACCGACGGCCCCAACUGUACAAUACACGCAAACGACCCCAAGAAUACGAGAUGGACCACCUUACCGAAGGUUUUCUCAUACAAACGACCACUGGCAAGCUCCAAGGCGUACUUGAGGAAGACACCAUUGCCUUCCACAAAGUUCCUUACGCCCAACCCCCCGUCGGACCACUCCGCUUCAGGGCACCACGCCCAACAACCUGGACAAAUAUACGAUAUGCUGCAAAGGCCGGCCCCGGGUCCUACCAACUGAGCUCCUCAAACAAGGAAGCGCUGCAGGAGCUCGUGCAGCAAUUGGGCCCACGGGUGCCAGGGGAGUAUCCCCUACCACCGGGCUUUGCACAAUCCUACGACCAUCCCGAGUCCAGUGAGGAUUGCCUCUAUCUCGAGAUUUGGCUGCCCAAGGGCAAGCGUGAGAAUCUUUCUACGUUUGUAUACUACCAUGGUGGGGCGAACAUGAUAAGCUCCGGAGGCAUGCACCUGGAGCGUCCGACCAAGCUGUGCGCCCAGCACAAUAUCAUUGUAGUCCGGCCAUCGUACCGCCUGGGCGCCUUGGGCUGGGUACACUUUGGUUUGUUUAGUGAUGAGUUUCCGGAAGCAGUCAAUCUGGGUGUGCAGGAUCAGAUUGCUGCAUUGAGGUGGAUUCAUGACAAUAUCCGCUGUUUCGGCGGCGACCCUGGCCACAUCACAGUCGGGGGCGAAUCCUGCGGUGCAACGGCCGUAUCACAUCUUCUAACUUAUCCUCCUACCCAGCCGAUCAUUCGUCGAGCCAUCAUGCAGUCUCUAAGCCCCUACAACAACUGGUGCACCCAGGACAAGCCAGAAGCCACCACCGUUGCAAAGAUGUACAUGGAUCUUCUUAAGAUCGACGACCCAGCAGCGCUCCAUGCUAUUCAUCCUCUAAAGCUUAUUGCCGCCCAUCAGGUCCUCGUGCGCCUUUUCCCACCCGACCACGCCAUGGCUUGGAGACCACUCGGCGCUGUGGUGGACGGCAACUUCGUUCCCGAGCAUCCCUCACACUACCUAUCCACGAAGCCCUAUCCCCGGCCCGACUUCGAGCUUAUGCUCGGCACCGCAAAGGAUGAGUGGACACUUUACCGAGGCCAAACAAAGACGGCCCGCCGUGGAACUGAAGCCGAUGUAAUCACAGCUAUAUCGCGGGUUUUCGGACAUGAUUCCAAGUACGUGUUCGAAAGAUUCCAGAAGCUCUAUCCAGGCAGGUCGCCUGGUCAUCUAUAUUGCGAUAUCAUGGGAACAGUCAUGUUCCAGUUCCCGACUAUCGCAGUCGCGCGCAAUAUGGCCGAAACUGGCACGCCUGUAUACUUCUUCCAGUUUUCGUAUGAUUCGCCUGGUCUUGAUGGUACACUCAGGGCCCUUCAUACAGGCGAUAUGUUGUUCCAAUGGGGGAAUUGCAGCCAGGCGGGAAUCAACAGUUGGGUGGCUUGGCGAGGACUUAAGCCAGGAGACGUGGAGCCUACAGCGAAGGUGAUCGGCGAGUUGUAUGCAAAAUUCAUCAGAUUUGGAGAUCCGGGUCGUCCAUGGACUAGCUUUGACGGGGAGAAUAAUGCGGUGUUGUGGUUUGGGAAAGAAGUUGAAACAAGGCAGGAUAUAUUUACAGGGAAGUGGGAGAUAUUCAACGAUGUCGGUAUCUAUGACGUGCAGGGACUAGGCGAAAGACUAACUCGAAGUCUGUUCGACGCACUAUCGAAAAUAAAUAUUGCUGAUGUUCGGCCUGAGUCUUGA
Aspergillus puulaauensis is the source of this 1755-nucleotide messenger RNA. RefSeq lists its product as uncharacterized. The transcript has a single exon. Lineage: Eukaryota; Fungi; Ascomycota; Eurotiomycetes; Eurotiales; Aspergillaceae. The coding region runs from base 1 to 1755 and encodes 584 amino acids. The record is from RefSeq and is a predicted model, not a curated record.